Molecule: messenger RNA, 1755 nt
Organism: Penicillium daleae
Lineage: Eukaryota; Fungi; Ascomycota; Eurotiomycetes; Eurotiales; Aspergillaceae
Product: CocE/NonD family hydrolase
Exons: 2
Coding region: 1-1755 (584 amino acids)
Molecular function (GO): dipeptidyl-peptidase activity
Source: RefSeq, a predicted model, not a curated record
AUGCCUAUCCCUUACCAAGCCGCAUACAAGCCAUUGAAUAAGCCAGAAGUAGGCGUCAAUGGCUAUGUCGAACCCACACCUGGCAAGUCAGAGGUGAUACCAAAAGGCUCAGCACCCUUCAACGCCAGAAAAUUGGACUCCGACGUCCGCAUCGACCAUGAUGUUGAAAUCACUGUUCGAGAUGGCUGCCGACUCUACGCCGACAUCUACCGACCCACAAGCGAUGAGAAGGUCCCAGUCAUUAUCUCCUGGUCUCCCUAUGGCAAGAAAUACUCCGCCCUGGACAUGAUCUUCAACGUCUGCACGUGGGCUUGUUGCAUUGAGCGCGGCGACGUGAGUGGACUGGAGAAAUUCGAGGGCUUGGAUCCUGCGUGGUGGGUCGCGCAUGGCUACGCGAUUGCCAGCGUUGAUGUGCGAGGAGCUGGUAACAGCGACGGCGACACACCAUGCAUGGGAUUGCAAGAGGCCGAGGACGCACACGAUGUGAUAGAGGCCCUGGCGAAGCUGUCGUGGUGUAAUGGUAACGUUGGCAUGGCGGGCAAUUCGUACCUUGCCAUCAUGCAGUGGCACGCUGCCGCCCAGAACCCACCGUCGCUUAAGGCUAUUGCGCCGUGGGAGGGAUCGGGAGAUAUUUUCCGAGAGCAGUUCUGCCGAGGAGGUUGGUUCAACAUGAGCAACUACGAUCUUAUUACGACUCUUGUGAUUAGAGGUCAGGCUGGAGUUGAGGACUUUGCGGAGAUGUACCGUCGCCAUCCACAAGCUAAUAUCUACUGGAACGAUAAAAGAGUGGAUCUGAAGAAGAUUAACAUUCCAUGCUUCAUUACUGGAUCUGAUUUCAGCCAGAUUCAUACCAUGGGUGCUAUUCGAGGAUGGAUGGAGGUGAACACGGACAAGAAGUGGAUCAAAUGGAGCGGUUACCAAGAGUGGUUUGAGCUUUACUCGGAGCCCGAGAGCUACCUGGAGUUGAAAUAUCUCAAGGAGAUUGACAAUGACUGGGAAGAGACGCCCAAAGUUCGCUGGACAACCCUUCCAUUCGGCGACAAAGACGUGACAAGCAACAUCGUGCUUCCCGACUUCCCCGUUCCAGAAACCGACUAUCGCACACUAUACCUUGCUCCCAAUGGUUCUCUCUCAGCUGAGCUUCCCCGUGAGGCUAGCACUUCCGUCCACAACUCCGAAGACAGGUGGUCUAUCUCCAAGUUCAAAUAUACCUUUACUCAGCCAAGCAGACUUCUGGGUCUUCCCAAAGCAGAGUUGUAUAUGAGCUGUGACGCGCUAGAGGACAUGGUGGUCUUCAUCCAGCUGCGCAAGCUCGAUAAAGCAGGCAAGGAGCUCGCACAACUACAAUUCCCCUUCAGCCGUGCCCCCAUCAACUCGAUUGACGAAAUUUCCGAGAAGGACCGUGGCAGUGUGACCCUGCACAACGGUUCCAUCGGUAUCCUUCGUGCCUCUCAGCGCAAGAUCGACCCCAGUCGGUCAAUGCAUCCCCAGUUCCCCUUCCACCCCCAUGAUGAGGUGCAAAAGGUUCCCAGGGGGGAGAUUGUCAAGCUGGAGAUUGGUAUUUGGGCUAUGGGUGUCGACUAUGAAGAGGGCGAGAGUAUCCAGGUGGAUAUUUUGGGCCAGUGGCCGGGCUUUAAUGAGGUUGCGGCUUUCUCGAAGCCGAGACCUGAGCAUGAGCUGAACAAGGGGGAGCAUGUUAUCCACUUUGGUGGUGAGUAUCCCAGUCGGGUUAUUCUGCCUUUCGUGCCAUUGUAG